Molecule: messenger RNA, 3045 nt
Organism: Thyridium curvatum
Lineage: Eukaryota; Fungi; Ascomycota; Sordariomycetes; Thyridiales; Thyridiaceae
Exons: 4
Coding region: 1-3045 (1014 amino acids)
Source: RefSeq, a predicted model, not a curated record
AUGCCUUCAUUCUCCUUGCUCAAGCGGUCUUCCAGGAAGGAAGUCAAUGGCAACCUCUCAGAUGCAACUUCGGGCGAGGUGAGCUCGCACCAGAGCGCUGUGUCGAUCCCAACAACAUCGGACGGGGUCAGCAGCAGCAAUAGCAACAGCGAAGGCAGCCGCGAGCAGAAGAAAGCGAGGCGACACUCGCGGCGCGACAUUCUUCAUGAUUUCAUCCAGCGGUCCAUCCGCGGGACGCCAGGCGCAGGCGCAGGCGCAGGCGCAGGCACAGGGCCGGGAGGCAGAUCGACCCCUCAGCGGGCCUCGAUUCCAGAGUCAACGGCCUCGCCUCCGCUCCGAUCUACGGACAGUCCCGUCUCUCCGCGCUCGCCCGUCAAUCCCAACAAGCCCUUACCGUCACCACCGCCCCCCGGUAGCGAGAACGACAUCGGACCUCCGGCCAAGCCAGUCCUCAAGCUUGCCAGAAUUAUGUCGACGCUGACCGACGAAGACCUCGAGAAGCUCUUCUCGGGCGCCCCGCAGUACUUCGCCCGGUCCGAGGGCCAUUUCACCGGCGCGCCGCAUCCCAGCGUUGCUUUCCCCUGGGAUGAGUCUCUUGAGAUUAGAGACCUCACAGACCAUACACAGAUUGAGGAUGAAGCAUGGGGAGGCGUGACGGCCUGGCCGCACCUCAUCCGGCGCGAGUCGUCCCACCGACGCAAGUCCAUCGCCGACAGCCGGAAACGGGCCCAUUUCUACCCUCGAUGCCGUGAGAGACCCAGUAUGCUCAGCAUGCAGGGCUUGGAGAAGGGCACCGUGGGAUAUCAGGCGGCUCUGGAGAUGGCUGUCGGGGAUGCGCUGCAGGAAGAACAGUUCGGCUUCGACAGCAUGGGCCACAAGGCCAAUGCUGUAAUCGAGGCUCGACGCAGACUGCUGACGUCAAAGCUGGGCCUGCGGCAUCUCGAGGAAGACGCUAUUAUGGAAGGACUGCUCAAGAAUGGAGCGAGAUACGGCAACAACAACAUGAAGGACAGCCGCGCCUCCACCAAAUUCUACAAUGAGCUCUUCCUCGGGAUCCUCCACCCGCCAACGAGAGUGUUGGACCACUAUGAUCCCUACAGUCUCUCGGUGCAGAUCCAGGCCCUUCUCAAGGUUUUGGCGAUGCCGAAUGUGUGGAUUGACUUCUCGCAUGUGGAGUGGCGCAUUCGACUCGGCCAGAUUCUCUGGGCGGCAGAAACCGAGGAUGAUGUGCACGACGGAGCGUCGAUUCAGAUGAGCGGGACGGCAGACGAGAGACAGGAGGAGCGGUACUGGCUCUUGUUACAGAUUCUGCUCGGCACAGAGCUACUGAUCCGUCUCGAUGCGAUAACGGAAGGGGACGAGCUGGGGACCGAGAGCAUAUCGCCCUCGGAAGUGCACCGGUUCGAAAAGGACGCCAACACAUCAGUGAAAUGGACGUUGAUUCUUGCGCGAGCAUGGCUGGAGAACAUCGAGAUCUCGAAGUCGGAACCAGCUGGAUCCGACCAGACGGCACAGAACCAUACCGGAUGGCUUGCGACCUUGACCAAGCGGAUCUCGCUGUCGGCUGAAGGUGGCCACCUGCCCCACUCUCAUCACCAUAGCCAGCAAAAGAAGCACAUGGUGUAUGCGAUGAAAGGAAGGCAUAGCCAGCGCCAGGUGGAUGGCCUCACCCACUUCGCGCGAAGGCUCAGGUGGCCUGGUAUCGAAGGGUACGCGAAGGUCAUUACGGACAACUGCAGGGCCGUUACGGAAGGGACGCCGUUGAGUACUCCGUUGACGACCCCGGCUCCCGGCGGUACACCUCGGUCUUCCUAUUUUGGCGGAGACGGCAUCCCGACGGCGAACAUCAAGCGGCAGCCCUCAAGACAGCGUAAGGUGGCUGCCGGGCUCAACCCUUCUGGCUGGCUGUCUCGCAGCUUCAUCUCCGGCUUCAUGCUUCCCGGGGAGGGGAUGUAUCACUUCCUCAUGGCUACGCUCCUCGAGAACGACAAGGAAGCCAUGUCUACGUUAGGUCCCAUGGCUAACCUUUGUGGGGGCUUCGUGUACCGGGGAAAGAGUUUCUGGAGCACGGCUUGCAUCGUCGGGCGCGUGCUGGCAGCUGGCAAGGGGUCUGCUGAGUGUAUGGGCUGGAUCUCGAGCGAUAUCACACCCCAAGGCAUUGCUGAUUCGUGGGUCAACGUUGAAGUUGAGGAGCUCCGAGAUGAAGUCAUCAAUAUCAACAAGCGGGCUCGUCUCUGGGGCAAGGCCAAUAUUGAGAAGUCAUCCUCGAUUCUUGGCGAGGCGGACCCAGCGUCGGUCCUCCCAGCCGACUUUAUCAUCCCCCACGAGAACAACUACGGGGACUCCCCUCCACCGAACUUGAGCAUCGUCCUCAAGUCUCUCAACCUGUUCGCCCCCGUGGAUUCAGUGCAUACGACGCCCACGGAGGAGAACACGCCAGCUCCUACCCCCUUCUCUGAAGUCAGCAAGAUUCCCGAAAUCCACACCUACCCGGCAGCCAUCUCAUUCUCCGUCACCGAAGAGGAUGAGUUCGAGGGUACAGAAUAUACCUUGGCUUUAUCGCACGAUAUCCACUUCGUCACGGCUCAUCCUUGUGUUCCUUCAAAACAUGUCAAGAUUAUGAAAUCACCAUCGAGUCCAACCAUUCAGCAAAUCGACGUUUCGGAUAGCGGCAUGACGCCGCACCAGUCCUCACCCGCGGCCAUUACUGGUAAGCACCUGGGACAGUCAUCCGCUCCACAAGUCGUAUACAUACGCAGCAAUGCAUCUUUCAGAUCUUUUGGAGAAGGAGGCCUGGACCCUAGAACAGCACCUCAACAACUACAGGUCGUCGUCCCACCGGCCCAGCCUCACGCCCGCGACAACAGACACCACGCCCAAGGUCCUGGUCAUCGACUGCAUCACGGGCUUCACGCCGCAGCCGCUGGCGCACGAGGUCCCCCUGUCGCCCGUGGUCAGCCGCUCCAGCUCGGAGAUGAGCCCGCUCUCGCCCGUGAGCUCGCGGGAGGAGGCGGCGCAGAGCAUGCACCACGAGACCAGGCGUAG